This is a messenger RNA of Ochlerotatus camptorhynchus, 754 nucleotides long. RefSeq names its product lazarillo protein-like. Gene Ontology annotation, cellular component: cytoplasm. Gene Ontology annotation, molecular function: pigment binding. The coding region runs from base 62 to 718 and encodes 218 amino acids. NCBI's taxonomy places the organism in Eukaryota, Metazoa, Arthropoda, Insecta, Diptera, Culicidae. Gene Ontology annotation, biological process: lipid metabolic process; response to reactive oxygen species. The transcript has 3 exons. The record is from RefSeq and is a predicted model, not a curated record.
GGUCGUUUGGGAGCUAUAGAACCUAUAUUUGGAGAUCUCAUUCACUGAAACGAUACUCAACAUGCCGGUCAACUCGAAUUUGGUUGUAGCUUUCUUCUUGAUUAGUUCGAUUUUGUUUGGCGGUAGUGAGUGCCUUGAUGUAUCGGGGCCAUGCAGAAUCUUACCUGUGGAAGGCCAGUUCAAUGCAACUGAGUACAUGGGCACCUGGUACGAGAUAAAGCGCUACGAGAACGCAGACCAACCAAACGGUGACUGUGUCACAGCCCGUUACACGCUCAACGCAUCCGUCAUGGAAGUGACCGUCGAAAACACGAUGAAACUGCUACCCAGUCAGCAAACGCUGGUAGCACGAGGUCGAGCAGUGCUGGCCAGCGCCACUAGUGGUGAAGCCAAAUUGAAGGUGCGAUUUGAUAGCACUCCGGCAAACGUCCCCGAUUCCGACUAUUGGGUGCUGGGAACCAAUUAUCAGCACUAUGCCGUCGUUUGGUCCUGUCGACCAAACGGAGAUGAUUCAUCUGAAUCAGCUUGGGUUCUAUCCCGGAAUCCUGUGCUCGACCAAUCAGCAGAAACACUUGUGGAUAGUAUCGUCAGCACCUAUUUGCAGCCAGAGUCCCUCCGAGUAACGAAACAGGGAGAGGAGUUUUGCAGCAAUGCUUCGUUGGUAAAAGUUUCCAGUGUUUUGGUGAUUGUGGCGUUGGCGAUGUUAAAGAAAGUUUGAAUGGUAAAUAAAAUGGUACACAGAAUGAUUCUUUGC